Molecule: messenger RNA, 1182 nt
Organism: Suillus fuscotomentosus
Lineage: Eukaryota; Fungi; Basidiomycota; Agaricomycetes; Boletales; Suillaceae
Exons: 5
Coding region: 1-1182 (393 amino acids)
Source: RefSeq, a predicted model, not a curated record
AUGACCACUCCCACAAAACUUAGGAAAAAAGCACCCUCCAUCAUCACGCAGUCCGACUUCCUGUCUCAAACUGCGGGCUUCACCAAUCGCUUUUCUAUGAGUAGCAUCGCUGCUCUUUAUACUUCACAGUUUGCGGAAGGCUUCAGCAAUAACGAACGGCAAGCAUCCAUCAGGGCCUCACUCAGGCAUGAUGCACACAUCGACGGUGCUCAUUAUUGGAUGAAAACAGCUGGUGGUCUUCAUCCGUCGUACAUUUCAUUCAACCCUGCUGUGGAACAGACAGAACAGAGGGUUCUUACUCAGGAUGACCUCUUAGAAGCAGCACUGCAAGACGUUUUCGAUGCAAUCACCAUGCAAGACCGUCUCGAUGGCGGCAUCUCCCUUCUGAUUCGUUGUGGUGGCAUUGAAGCCGGCCCCAACAUCUCACCAGAACAAGUGCCCAUCGACCUCUAUAUCACACCCCGCGAAUUGCAAGAAACAGGCCAGCGCAUCGGUGGAGACCUUGCUGUUUUGGUCCAGGCCUUCGCGCAGGAGUUCGCUGUUCCACAUCUCCAUCGUUUCAUGCAACGUUGCACUGCCGAGAAUGUGAAACCGCCUAAGCAUUUCCCUGCUACGCACAUCAGUCCAAAUGGGCCACAAUAUUUGCCAGCACCCAUGGUCGCUACUGGUGCUCGUAUCCAGUGUUCUGCACAAGCACCUCAUGUGUUUGCGAGUGCCUUGCAAGCUCUCUCGGAUGCAAAAGUGCCUAACACGUCAUCGGCUGCUAUACGCCACGGUGUAACAAGUGCCAUGCAACAUCAGAUUCGUCAACGGCGACCUGCGGAUGUAUUUCUUAGUAGCAGGAACCCCGGUGAUAGCUUAGUGGCUGGUCAAUCGGAUACUCUGCGUGGUGGUACUAAUUCGCUUGGGGAUGAGAUUUUGCCCAAGCUGCGAGUUUUAGCCAGCACCGUCCGUAGCAGCCGAUGGGAAUCUGUUUUCAGAUCUCCGAAGUGGGAUUUGUCCUACGAGCAAGCUUCCUUGUUGUCGAAGGCCCUUCUUGCUGACUUACAGGACGUACCACUCAACCAUGAUGUUGUCCAGUCACCAUCCGCACUAGCAGCUGUUCUCACUAGCAUCUUGAAGAUCCUUGGCAUUUUAGUUUUUUUAUGUGCGCUAUACUUUUUUGGGCUUUUAUUCCUGUAG